This is a messenger RNA of Salvia miltiorrhiza (redroot sage), 1509 nucleotides long. Its product is annotated as succinate--CoA ligase [ADP-forming] subunit alpha-2, mitochondrial-like. Bases 252 to 1244 code for a protein of 330 amino acids. Gene Ontology annotation, cellular component: mitochondrion; succinate-CoA ligase complex (ADP-forming). Gene Ontology annotation, biological process: tricarboxylic acid cycle. NCBI's taxonomy places the organism in Eukaryota, Viridiplantae, Streptophyta, Magnoliopsida, Lamiales, Lamiaceae. The transcript has 7 exons. The record is from RefSeq and is a predicted model, not a curated record. Gene Ontology annotation, molecular function: succinate-CoA ligase (GDP-forming) activity; succinate-CoA ligase (ADP-forming) activity.
AGGGAUAUCUCAUUAUAUAAUUUGUCAUAAAAUGAAUGGGAGAUUUGUAACGAGGAGUAUCUUAUUAUAGAAAGCGAGAAUUUAUUUUCCUCUUAUUUGAGGGAAUUAUUUAAAUUUUUCUAAAAUCUCAGUUUUGAUUAUUAGCGGCUGCCGAAACCCUGACAAUUUAGUCCAGUCUACUCCUACGGAAAUUGGUUGAUUGGAUCCCACGCGUAAAUUGGAGAGAGAGAGAGAGAGAGAGAAUCGAAUCAAUGGCGCGCCAAGCCACCAGACUGAUCGGCAGCCUGUCGUCGCGGCUGCGUUGCCCUAAGCAGCUUCAGCAACACCGCAAUUUUGGAUCGCCGCCGCCGCCUCCCGCUGUCUUCGUCGACAAAAACACCCGUGUCAUCUGCCAGGGCAUUACUGGAAAGAACGGCACCUUCCACACUGAGCAGGCCAUAGAGUAUGGCACCAAAAUGGUUGGAGGAGUUACCCCUAAAAAGGGUGGAACGGAGCAUUUGGGACUCCCUGUUUUCAACUCUGUGGCUGAAGCCAAAGCUGAAACAAAGGCUAAUGCAUCAGUGGUUUAUGUCCCUCCACCUUUCGCUGCUAAAGCAAUUUUGGAGGCAAUGGAGGCUGAAUUAGAUUUGGUUGUAUGCAUCACGGAGGGUAUACCCCAGCAUGACAUGGUUCGUGUGAAGGCUGCUUUAAACACGCAGUCAAAAACUCGCCUCAUUGGUCCAAAUUGUCCUGGCAUUAUCAAGCCUGGGGAGUGCAAAAUUGGAAUUAUGCCUGGAUAUAUUCAUAAACCAGGGCGUAUUGGAAUUGUUUCCCGAUCUGGUACACUGACUUAUGAAGCGGUUUUCCAAACUACUGCUGUUGGCCUUGGGCAGUCAACAUGUGUGGGAAUUGGUGGUGAUCCUUUCAAUGGAACAAAUUUUGUUGAUUGCUUAAAAAAGUUUCUUGUGGAUCCUCAAACAGAAGGUAUUGUUCUUAUUGGUGAGAUAGGUGGAACAGCAGAGGAGGAUGCUGCUGCCCUUAUAAAGGAAAGUGGUACUUCAAAGCCAGUUGUUGCAUUUAUUGCUGGACUCACUGCUCCACCUGGUAGAAGAAUGGGGCAUGCAGGAGCUAUUGUAUCAGGAGGCAAGGGUACUGCACAAGACAAAAUUAAAACCCUAAGAGAAGCUGGGGUUACUGUUGUUGAAUCGCCUGCAAAGAUAGGCAGUGCAAUGCUUGAGGUCUUCAAACAGAGGGGUCUUGUUUGAUCCAGUGAGUUUAACAAAAACGAAGCAGUUUCUCGUAUUUGCUCGAGCCGUGAUACAGCAUAAAGUAAAACUAUAUGUUUCUAAAUCAAUUUUCAUUGCCCCAUCGGUAGAAAAGAACUUGGAUUAGGUGUUAAUUGUGAUUGUGUAAAUUUUGGUGUGUUGAGGAGCAGUCGGCCAGUGUUCUAUUCUUUACCAGGGAACAAUUUGUGAGCAAAUACCAUGCCAGAAUUUAUUUAUUAAGAAAUGCGGAUCUAUGCUUAGGAUA